CGAGCGAGAGAGAGAAAGAGCUAAGCUAAGUAACCAGACCGUCAGUGUGGUGUGGACAGUGGUAGGAGGCAGGCGAGAGCUUUGAGCUCUCCUGCUGUAUCCGAUGUGCACUUCGCUUUUCUUAUAAUAUUUCUCCACAUCACCUCAGUUGUGUUGCCUUUACCUCAGACUGGGUUACGUCCGUCGAAGAAUGAGUGGAAAAGAAUCUGUUAGAUUGUGUUUAGGUGAAAAAGCUCCCACAUGUGGAUUUAAGUAGUUAGUACAUUAAGUGCCAGUGGGGCCAAGUGCGGCGCUUAUUUGGAGGCGGCCUCUGGAAGUAGCUGUUAGUUUAGUACACUAUUAGUCAAGCAGCUUAUCAUUAGAACUUCUUCGUUUGUAUCUGACCCAGUCAUGUCUCGUUCCUUAUAAUGUGUCAAAUUGCAGCUUCGGAGCAAGAAAAGGAAAUUGCAAAUUUGGCUGAAUUUAGCCAAAUGGCUUUAAAUGAAAAAAUGAGAAUCAAUUGAGUGAGAUUGGGCCCAUAUACCGUAGUUCAAAAGUUCCUGAGGUAAAUAAAUAUUCUGAUUGGAAGAAUUAGAAAUAAAAUCAGAAUUUAUUUAUUACAGUAAAUGGAGUAAAGUGAAAUUUCGAACAUAUAUUGCAAUGUGUGCUCUAAAUUAUUAGUGGAUUAAUUACCUUCGAUUUUUUUAUAAAAUGAGUGAGAGAGUUAAUGCUCAUAAACAGUAUUGAAGAUGGAUAUAAGAUUUUUCAUGUUUGCAAAGCAUGAUGAAUGAUAAUUAAGUAUGAUGCAUUUAAUAUAUAUAAUUUUGUGCAAGGAAUCCCGGUCAUUUGUAAUGGUGUAGUAGCCAUAGUAACAAGAGAAGUAGUUGUAGUCUGCGUGGGCGGAUCUGGGCGGCCAUGAAGCCACUGAGUCUGGAAGGUCUCCGGCGUUUGGUUCGGGGUGGCCGGGACAAACAACAGCAACAACAGACAGAUACUCACCACUUUCGCCGUUCGAAUUCCUUCAAGAAAGCCUCCCUCAGGCGUUCAACUCGUCGUCAUGAGAAAAUCACUCUUCCCAAUGGAUUAGUCGUGAAAACUUCUGCCCUUCAGCGUAAGGCUUCAGUAUCUAGUGAUGAGAGAAAAGAUGAUGGCUAUUCUACUGAUGGUGGAGAAGCAGGUGGUUAUAGCACUUCUUCAACUGGUCUGCCACGUCGAGUCAUUACUUAUGAUGAGUGGAGGGUAGCUGUCAGUGAUGAAGAUUCUCUGAAACAUGCUGAUGAAUCGCUACCGUCCACAUUAUCCACAAAUAAACUUUCAUCUUUAGACUCUGGUGUUAGACAUUCCCUUGACUCCAAGAAGAAGUUUAGUAUUGAAUCAACAAAGCGAUUAAGCUUAGACCGUCGUAAAACCUUAGGCGUUGACGUAGGACGUCAGCUUAGUUGCUAUGGCUCCCCACCUCAGGUUCAAGAUCUCAGGCGAGAUCAUGAUGUUUCUAACUUUCGACGCAGUGCUUCAGCUGAAUCUCCAAUUCCUCCUUUACGUAUCAAAAGUCUUCUUAGUUCUCCUCGUGUUGCUCCUAAACAUAGGGAACCUCCGACUACUCCAGUGCGAUCUCUGCACAACACUCCUAGUAGAACACGAGCUUGUCAACCAGUUUCUGCUCCUCCAACCCCGGGGAAAACUCAUGUUCAUCGCGUAGCAGGACCCCUGACCCCAACUCACCAACUUAGAGCAUCAUGGCAUGAAAGGGAAGCCCGUCGCUGUGCUGUCCAUGUACCACCAUCUUCGCCAAAGAUUACAGUUGAAACUAAACCUCAGGGAAGCCCUAAACCUCAGAGUAGAUGGUCAGCUAUGUUUUCUGGUAGUUUUUUCUCACGAUCACCCAGCAGGAAGAAUCAGCAACAGCUUCAAGCGCAACAACAAGAAGAACAACGUCAACAAGAACAGUUGGAACAGUUAAAACAGCAGCAACAGUUCAUGUAUCAGAAUCAGCCUGUGUGUGGUGGUUCCCCAGCUCUUGUUAGACAAAGGUCAGUUCAUUCUUGUGAAUCUCCAUCUUUAAUUCGGCAUUCAACUGGUUAUAAUGGUCAUUCAAGUGGGCCUGUCAGCCUUGGAGGAUAUGGAGUGGCUAGAGCACAAGGAGGUCCACGUCCAAGGAAUGAUACAAGUAAUGGUGGCUCUAAAAGUAUAGGCCUACCUCCUGGUUAUGGAAGUCCUUCAGCUAUACCAAGACAUUUAACAAAUGAACCUCCACUCAUGGUUCGACAAUUGGCCCAUGAUUUUGGACCACUUAAUCGUCAGAUUUCCCAAGAAUCUGUGCUGCUAACUCGGCAGAUAUCCCAUGAAUCAGGUCCUCUAAGUCGCCAGGUGUCACAUGACACUGGUCCAGUAGGCCAUCAUCUUACUCAUGAUUCUCGAACAUUGAAUUGUCCUGUGAGUAUUGACUCUGGCCCUAUUAGUCGUCAGUCUUCUCGAGAGUACAGUAUUUAUAGCCGUCAGGUAUCACAUGAUGCAGGACUAAUAAAUCGUCAGCCUUCUCAGGAUUCAAGCAUGAUAAAUCGUCAGGCUUCUCAUGAAGUUGGUCACUUCAGUAGGCAGUAUUCCAGUGACUCUGUUGCUAAUCAUUAUUAUCAAGAGCCGGGAACUUUGCCUCGUCAGAUAAUGCAUAAUGCCACAGCACCUGGCUCCCCUGCACAAAUACAAAGACAUAGGUCUGUUACUACAACAGGAGUUCAUUCUCCUAUAUUUAGGCCUCGUCCAAUGUCUUCCCCUCCCACAACACACUCCCCUAAAGCACUUCAGGUCCUUGGUGAGGCUGCAAGUGUUGUUAAUUCUUCCCAAUUUUAUCCUGGACGACUUGGAAGUAGCACUGGUUUUAUCAGUGGUUUGCCUUCAACUGUUGCCACAGGGAGAUUUCCUUCCUCUGAUCGAACAUCUUCACGUCCUAAUUCCCAAGAACGCCCUGUUCCAUCCAUUCCACCCGUCCUAACUCACCGCCCCAGGACACCUGUGUCCAUGAUUCGCCACGCCGUCCAUCCUGGUCGCCCUCUUUCUUUGGCUAUGUCUUCUACACCUCCAAGACCCGACUUGAUAAGUCCUGCUAGCAUCACUAGUGAAGCAUCAAGCCGUGGAAGAAAGCGGCGAGGGCCAGGUCUUCUUGUUGGUAGAGCUAGCUGGCUUGCAAGAGCUGCAUCUGCUAGAAAGUCAGCCAGACAAGCUCGUCGUGCCAAAAAAGCAGCGCAGCAGUUACAACGUCAGCAGCGAGUAGAAGGUGAUGAAUUAGAUGAGAGGGCUCCUGGUCGUGUUGGUCAGGCGUUAACUCCAGAAGCUUGUCAAGGAACUCUGAAUAGUCAGUCAUUAGCUCAACAGUUAAAUUCUAUGGUGUUUGUCCCUCCUCAACGACGACGUUCUUCAGGGUCAGCUGCUGUUAGAAUUACACAAACUUUGCUUCGUCGUUUUGAGGUACCUGAAAUUCGUACAGCACAUGCUCACUUACUAAUGCCCUUGAAUCAGCCUGUGGGGUCCCAUAUGGUAGAUGGGCGAAGUCAGAAAGCAGCUCAGUUUGUGCGAUCUAUGUUAGAAGAAGAAGACCCAGAAGGUGGCACUAAUGAAAAUGUGAGAGACACUGCCAGUGAGCCAGGUGGGGCCAAGUUUAGUGUCAAACCUUACAAGAAACCAAAGUCAGAACCGAGUACAGCCCGCUUGAGUACGAAAAUCAAGAAAAAUCCAGAUGUUCUGUUGAAAGCUCUUGGUAUUUUGGUCAAACUUGGGAAGUCUCAAGAUAAAGAGCAACAACACGGAGAUAUUGUCGAUGAAAGAAUUAUAACACAGCUCCUCCUUCAAGAUUUGUCUCCAGUUAGAAAUAAGCAAGAAUCAAGGAACGGUAGCGCCGAAUCCUUGGUCGAGUCUUUAGUCAGCAGUCGUGGAAGUAGUGGAGCUACCAAGCCCCGUCGCAUUCGAAGGAAAAAGUCACAAAAGCGCCACCCUACAGUUCCUGCUUAUCCAUCUUGGAAACGAACACCUCGACUGCGUUCUCCUCGUGGAAACAUAGAUUCCCUCGGACAGUCCGUCGUAUAUGGGUAGGAGAGGAGGAGCAGGUUGACGCGGAUGAGGAAGAGGACGGGGAGCAUGGCAGGUGUCACUUGGGAUUUCCUACUGAUGACAGUCAUUUAUUAACCACGGCUACUUAGCCGGCCUAUUGCCUCCUCAUCCACCACCACCACCCCUCCCCGCCAUAUUAAAGGUCUCCUCAUCCAGUUCUCUUACAAGCUGCCAAGACGCCAUCGUCGUAUUAUGGAACCGGCCUGAGGACACCUUAAUGACUGACUGUCAUCUUCAGGAGUAGUAUCUCUUAGGAACGUUUCCCGCGGAUGGCUGCGCUCUUCUCCGUCUUGCUGGAUUCUGUUACUUAAGGCAGGAUCAGUCUUUGCUCUCAGUGAAUGUGUUCCUCAUAACGUUAGCUAUACAGUGGAAGUGCUUGGUACUGAGUACCUCCCCCCACCGUCCCCCCGUCAUUCGGUGUAUUUAUCCUAUCCACUUCGGUCGGGAUUUGUUGUUCAAGAAUGUGAGAGAGAAAAUUUUAUUUGUGUAUUUUUCAGAUCUUGUUGAAAACAAAUGACUGAUAUUUGUGGCUAUAAAGUGUUCUAGUUUUCUACGUAACAAUGUGGUUUUGCAUUUUACUAAUUUCUGUAUACAAAUGUGUGUCCUGAUACGAAAUGUUUGUGUUUCCGUGUGUAUGGCCCUUUUGAGGUGUGUGCGCUCAGUCAGUUACAUCACAUUUUCCCAUUGUAUACAAGUUGAAUUUGAUUCCACUUUCGAAUCGCUAUGAAGAUCAGUCAGGCAAGAGAGUGCUCAGUACCUGUCAACAGACUUGUCAGUUCCUAGGCGCUAUUUUGUUGACAAAAUAAUGCCAGUGACAAUACUGCAACGCACAAUUACAAAUAUCGUAGAUGUGAAGAUUGCUUUAUCCAUUGGGAAAUUGUUGGUUUCGGAUGAAUUUUUAUAUUUUGAAUUUACUGGGGAGGAAUUAUGGCUGUCGUCAUGGGUUGUAUUACUUGAAUCUUCGGCUGGUAAGAAGUACAAGAACAGAUUCAUUUUUACAGUGUGUGUGUCUGUAUGAGAGAGAGAGAGAGAGAGAGAGAGAGAGGAGAGAGAGAGAGAGAGAGAGAGAGAGAGAGAGAGAGACCCUUAACUCACAUUUUGAAGUGAUCAGAGUCGGUCCUCUUGUCGCCCCUUUGGAGCAUUUGAAUUGUGUAUAAAAAGCCUGAUCAUAGUAAAAUGAAACCUUUGUCCAUAGGCUUGUGUUGUGAAUAGAGGAAGUACAGAGAUUCGUGGAGUUUUACGUCUUUAGGAGAAUGGAAACUCUGUUGCCCGUUCCGUUAUUUCGGUAGCUAGACUUUUUACUGGUAGUUUGAGGUCACUUCGGAUUGACACGCUUGAGCCGAGGUCUUGUCGUUCACUGAAUACCGUCUUCUUUAGUUCUCGUGUGAUUGCUUUUGAAGAGAGAUCAAACUUUUGCAGUACCGUAUAACUUAUAUUUUUAUGAUGAUGAUAUCCAGAAACGUUCAUGCAUAUAUACUGCACACUUCUUUUAAACCAUGUGCACUUUUUAAAUGUGUAAUAAUAUAUAAAAAAAAAAAUUCAAGGUAUUGACAUGUACAGGAAAACCUAGUAAAUAAAGAUAUCUGUUUACAA
This is a messenger RNA of Macrobrachium nipponense, 5673 nucleotides long. RefSeq lists its product as uncharacterized. Lineage: Eukaryota; Metazoa; Arthropoda; Malacostraca; Decapoda; Palaemonidae. The transcript is spliced from 2 exons. The coding region runs from base 895 to 4062 and encodes 1055 amino acids. The record is from RefSeq and is a predicted model, not a curated record.